This is a messenger RNA of Myotis lucifugus (little brown bat), 956 nucleotides long. Its product is annotated as retinaldehyde-binding protein 1-like. The transcript has 6 exons. The record is from RefSeq and is a predicted model, not a curated record. Gene Ontology annotation, molecular function: phosphatidylinositol bisphosphate binding. NCBI's taxonomy places the organism in Eukaryota, Metazoa, Chordata, Mammalia, Chiroptera, Vespertilionidae. The annotation marks the transcript as partial. Gene Ontology annotation, cellular component: membrane.
AUGGGGCUGGCCCAGAUCCCACCCCCAAAGCCCGGCUUCCACAUGGCUGAGCAGGAACUCCGGGCAGACCACACAAAGGAGGGCUUUGAGGCGGCUCCAGAGGACCCGGGCCGACCCCCUCAGCCCCCUGGCGCUCCUGCUGACAGGACCACGCCCCCGGCGGAGGUGACCGCCAGGGCUCCCCCAGGAUACAGGCACCAACCAGGUGGCCCCAAAGAGGAGCUGCGGGCCCAGCAGCGCCUCUCCACGCAGGCGGGCACCUUCCGCGAGGUCCCUGAAGAGGAACAGCAGCUGCGCGCCCAGCUGGAGCGGCUCACAACCAAGGACCACGGGCCUGUCUUUGGCCAGUGCAGCGAGCUGCCCCCACACACCUUGCAGAAGGCCAAGGACGAGCUGAACGAGAGGGAGGAGACGCGGGAAGAGGCGGUGCGGGCGCUGCAGGAGCUGGUGCGGGAGCAGGCGGCCUCCGGGCAGGAGCUGGCCUGCGCGGUGGCCGAGAAGGUGCGGGGGAGGGACAGCGCCUUCUUCCUGCGCUUCAUCCGCGCCCGCAAGUUCCACGUGGAGCGCGCCUACCAGCUGCUCAGAGGCUACGUGCACUUCCGGCUGCAGUACCCCGAGCUCUUCGACAGCCUGUCCCUGGAGGCCGUCCGCUGCACCGUCGAGGCCGGCUACCCCGGCGUCCUCUCCAGUCGGGACAAGUACGGCCGAGUGGUCAUGCUCUUCAACAUCGAGAACUGGGACUGCGAAGAAAUCACCUUUGACGAGAUCUUGCAGGCCUAUUGCUUCAUCCUGGAGAAGCUGCUGGAGAACGAGGAGACCCAGAUCAACGGCUUCUGCAUCGUGGAGAACUUCCGGGGCUUCACGCUGCAGCAGGCUGCGGGGCUGCGGGCCACCGACCUCAGGAAGAUGGUGGACAUGCUCCAGGUGAGGCCUCCGCGCCGGCCCGCGGCGGGGUG